Molecule: messenger RNA, 2690 nt
Organism: Chelonia mydas (Green sea turtle)
Lineage: Eukaryota; Metazoa; Chordata; Testudines; Cheloniidae
Gene: MMGT1
Product: membrane magnesium transporter 1
Exons: 4
Coding region: 118-519 (133 amino acids)
Cellular component (GO): plasma membrane; early endosome; Golgi apparatus
Source: RefSeq, a predicted model, not a curated record
CCUUCUGGGCUCUCUCCGUGGUGACGCCGUCUUGGUGCGCCGGUCGCGUUGCGGGCGCCCCUGGCGGUGGCCGGCUGGGCUGAGGAGCGGAGGGUGUCGGUGGCCCGUCGGGGGACAAUGGCGGCCGCCUCGCUGUGGAAGGGGCUGGUGGGGAUCGGACUCUUCGCCUUGGCCCACGCGGCCUUCUCCGCUGCGCAGCAUCGUUCCUAUAUGAGAUUAACAGAAAAGGAAGAUGAAACAUUGCCGAUAGAUAUAGUUCUUCAAACGCUGUUGGCCUUUGCAGUUACGUGUUAUGGAAUAGUACAUAUUGCAGGAGAAUUUAAAGACAUGGAUGCCACUUCAGAACUAAAAAAUAAGACAUUUGACACAUUAAGGAACCAUCCAUCUUUUUACGUAUUUAAUCAUCGUGGUAGAGUACUGUUCCAGUCUCCAGAUAUAGUGAAUUCUUCUUCAAGCCAAGAUGCUUUGUCAUCCAGUGCAUCACUGAAGUUACGAAAACUUGAACCUCUGCGCCGUUAAGAUUUUUACAGAUUAUAAUAGAACAGGACACUGAGAUGUAAUAUUGGAGUUGGGGAUGUAAACACUUUUUAAUUUCUGGAGCAGUAUUUAUAUUGAUCUUCCAGACUUUAUAAAAUAUAUAUAUAUAUAUAAAAAACUAAGGACCUUCUUUGUACACUGUUAAUGAAAAUGACUGAAUUGUGACUUGGCAAUGGAGUGUAAGUUAUUGCUACAAUUAUGCUGUGAAACAUCUUUGAACUUUCAUAUAUUAAACAAUGUUGCGGUUGAUUUUUUUCAUUUAAAACUAUUCCUAUCCUUAAGAAAAGGCAAAUAAGUUUUUAUUGCAAUGAAUAUCCUUUGAAAAGAGGGAAUGCUUUAGUGCUAUUUAUUUUCUUGGUUUGCUUGCAUUACCCUUUAUGGAACGCUUUCAGAAACAGUAAGUGCACUGCAGCAUUUAGCAGCAUGAAAAGAUAGCUUUCUAUCUGUCUCCUGUUCCUAGAAAGUCUAAGAUGCACCUUUUGGUGUAUGUUUGAAACCCAAAAGAAUGCUUUCAUUCUUACAAUGCUAGAAAAAAGUGGUUAUGUUUGUCAGGUUUUCUAACUCUUCGUUAUCAAGUUAUUGUUUUCUAGUUAUCCUCCUGUUUAAAAGUAGAUUCUCUCCUUCUCCUCCCAAAAUUAUCUGGGACUCUACAUCUGCUAUGUGUAUGGGGGAGACAGCUUGCUUCUUUUUGGAUAAUCUAAUACGCUCAGCUUGUUUAUUCACUGUAUUUGUAUUGCUCUCUUUGCUUGUGUAUACAGGAACGAUCAUGAAAUGGCUGAGUAGUGUUUCAGUACCGUAAGUGGCACUAGAAACUAGUUUAUCUUUCAUGCAUUCUGAGAAGCAGUUUUCAUAAGUAUUAAGACAAAUCCAUUCUAACAAAUUGUAUGUGUUUUCCAAUACUAAGGUGCUAUAGGGAUUAGCACAGGAAGGGGGGUUAAGUGGGCAUGGUGUAACUAGCCCUGAAGCAUCAAAUUAAGCUAGCAAAAGUGUUACCUCUGAGCCAUUAGCUGACUUAAGAUAACUGUUUUGAGGGCACAUGUUCUUAAAACAUGACAUAGCCUUUAACAGUUAGUUUUAUAAUUUUUUUUUUAAAAGAUUGGUUUUACUGUUAAACUUUGUCCAGCUCUGGCAUCUUCCAUUGGUAACUGAAAGCUUCUCUUCUGCUUCCAUGACAUAGCUAAGACCCUGUGCAUUGCAUAAGAUGCUUUACAGGUCCACCUAGAUUUCUGUUUAUUCCCCCUUAAAGCUCUCUCACCUCAUCCUGCAAUAUUUUUAUUUUUAAAAAUCUAUUUUAUUCAACCCAGCAAUCUGAAAGUUCAAAGGCAAAACGUGUAGGAAAACUAAGCACCUUCUGCUGGUCCAUCCUAUUGCCCGGGCUGCCAUGGUGAGAGCAGCAGUAUGGACGGUUGCUCUGAGUAGUUUGAUUUUCACUUGAAGGUUCUUUGGGUUGGUUAAAUAUUCAGAAGGGUUAUUCUGAUCAUUUAAAUGUUACUCUCCAAUCCACUGCGCUAUUUCCCAAAGUGCAUUUGGCUCUCCUUUCUUGGGAGUCACAAAUAAGCUAGAUUAAUUGAUGGCUGCUACAACUAAAGGCCUCAUGCUGCCCCUUUUAACUUAAAACAGUGCUGGUGUACAAGGAGAGGAUUGCUUUUUGCCUUGGCAGGGUACGUGGAGGAAAUGGAUGCAGACUUAGGCCUAAGCCAUCGUGACUUGCUAGCUAGGGAGGAGCAAAAGUGGUAUGGGAGAUGGAAUGAGAUUCUCAUGCCAUUAGAUUAACGACAGAAGAGGUGAAGAAAGAAGGCAAGCAGACUGAUAUUUCAAUUGUUUGGCAGUGUACUAUUUGCAUAAUGUCUUGUAGAGCAGGGCUGCUCACCUUUUAAUAUCUAGGGAGGCCAUGUUCAUGCUACUGUAAGGCCCACUCAGUGCAAAAUGCGCUACAACGUGAAGUCUGGAGUCCUGCUCAGAGGAAAUGUUUGUUUCUCAAGCCCUCAAUGUUGCAUAGUUUGAGAGCUGCAAAGCACCUUGGUGGCUACAUGUGGCCUCUUAGCCACAUGAGGAGUAGCCUUACUCUUUAGCAACAAUGGUUAUAUCACAAAGCUGUACAAAUUAUUUUUUUCUUAUCUUGCAAUGUCCAAUAAAUAACAUAUCCUUACAAA